Molecule: messenger RNA, 2456 nt
Organism: Oncorhynchus gorbuscha (pink salmon)
Lineage: Eukaryota; Metazoa; Chordata; Actinopteri; Salmoniformes; Salmonidae
Product: polygalacturonase 1 beta-like protein 2
Exons: 2
Coding region: 1452-2396 (314 amino acids)
Source: RefSeq, a predicted model, not a curated record
CGACUUCUUAUGGGAAGGGCUGGGUGAUUGUGUUUUGUAAAUACCUGAAACAUUUCCUCUAACUUGGUCUUUUUUCCCCUGUUUUACCUCGGAGCAAAGGAUAGUGUCAGCUGUCCUUGCGAUGUUUUGUGUUAUGAUUUAUUCUCUAUCGCCAUCUUGAAGAAUAAUAAUAAUAACAACGUUUAUAGUGCUUUUCAAUACAAGAAACACAUUGCUUCACAUUAUAAAAUAAUACUAUUGUUUUGAUUCAAAUAUGAUCAUGUUUAUUAUUGAAUUGUGUACAACACUUGAGGCCUUCUCAUUGAAGACCCACACAAUAAUUUACGCUUUGUCCAUUGGAGAGAUUAGUUGCAUUUGGAUGUAAAAUAAAUUAUUCCUUUUUUUUAAUUGAAUAAUGAUGACAUAGGGUACUACUAUGUUCAAAUCAAUCUACAGUGUUGUAUCAUCUUAACCAAAGAAUCAGAUGUUUUCUGCCUUCCAGUUUGAGAUGUUUAAGUAAAUGCAUGCUAGAGUAGCCCGUAACAAUUAAUCAGAUAUUUUGAACAAAUAUAAAAAUGAAUCCUCUUAACAUAUCACAUUCUGUAACUUGUAUUUGGGAGAGAGAGAGAAAAAAAAACAUGUAUUUAAAUCUGCUAUAUCUACUACAGGUAUAAUCAAUACAAUUGCUACUCAAUUUCUGUUUGAAGUUGUAUACAGUAUGUACCCUUGCGCAUCAAAGUUAUAGUUAUAGUUUUUGAACACAGAAACAAUAGUUGCGUAUCUUGUCAAAAAGCGAAGAGCUUUUCAUUUUUGCAUUGCAAUACAUUCAAAAGCCUUUUAGGUAGUGCUUAUGUAGCAGUGUUUUAUAUGACAUAUUGCAUUCACUGUUUAUUGCCAUACAGUAUUCACAAUAUUAUAAUGUUCUACUGUGUCAUUACAUGUAUUGUAACAUACCAUUCUCUUUACUGCGAUGGGUUAGGUAUUGACAUUAUAAAAAGUAAUGUUUGGUAAGAAAUAUAAAUAUAUUAGUUCAAGUUUACAAUGUUAUUUUAUGGUAUAACGGGGUGGGGGGAUUGUACAUUCUGCUUUGGUGUUUUGUGAAUAUUCUUGUUAUUCAUAAAUAGGUUACACCCAUGUCUACAUAAGUGCUGGUUACAUAAGAGUAUACUUGAUUUCUAUACCAGAGUCCUCUAUUUGACAUACUUGCUUCAUCACUCUGCUUGAAAUAUGUUUGUGAAACACAUAGCGUUUUAUCCACGUGGGUAUUCAUUUUAUUGCAUUCCGUCUGCAUCAAAUGUAAUAAUGAAUUUAUAACAUUGAGUUAGUUGCACUUCAGUUAGAGGACAUUUUGAACAUUUAUCCUGUCAACCAUUAAUCUUGUAUAUUUAUCUGAACCUUUAUCUUGUAUCAUUAGAGGCAAUCAUUUACUUGUAAUUACUUAGGCCUAUCACUGCAUCCAAUCAGUCAAAAAUAUGAAACUGACAUUUUUUUUUUUAGGUGAAAAAAAAACCAUGAAUGGCUGGGAAGAUUUGUUUAACCCAUUUUGGAAAUUGAUGAUCAUUAUUCAUAAUUUCUAUGUCAAACUGUUUACAUGGGGUUAUCUUUUACUGUCCCCCCCCCCCCCGCCACAGUUUCUGCUAGAUACCCGUGGAUCUGUUGCAAUAUCUUCUAGCAACUUAUUGCGACAACAAACUUCCUUCUCAGACCGUUUUACUUUCUUCUCAGAACAUUUUAUUUCCUUCUCAGAAUGUUUUACUUCCUUCUCAGAAUGUUUUACUUCCUUCUCAGAAUGUUUUACUUCCUUCUCAGAACAUUUUAUUUCCUUCUCAGAAGGUUUUACUUCCUUCUCAGAAUGUUUUACUUCCUUCUCAGAACGUUUUAUUUCCUUCUCAGAACGUUUUACUUCCUUCUCAGAACGUUUUAUUUCCUUCUCAGAACGUUUUAUUUCCUUCUCAGAACGUUUUACUUCCUUCUCAGAACGUUUUAUUUCCUUCUCAGAAUGUUUUAUUUCCUUCUCAGAACGUUUUACUUCCUUCUCAGAACGUUUUAUUUCCUUCUCAGAACGUUUUAUUUCCUUCUCAGAACGUUUUAUUUCCUUCUCAGAACGUUUUACUUCCUUCUCAGAACGUUUUAUUUCCUUCUCAGAACGUUUUACUUCCUUCUCAGAACGUUUUACUUCCUUCUCAGAACGUUUUAUUUCCUUCUCAGAACGUUUUACUUCCUUCUCAGAACGUUUUAUUUCCUUCUCAGAACGUUUUAUUUCCUUCUCAGAACGUUUUACUUCCUUCUCAGAACGUUUUAUUUCCUUCUCAGAAAGUUUUACUUCCUUCUCAGAACAUUCAAGUAUUUAUUUCAAUGGAAUUGUAAGGCCCAUGCUACGAACACGUUGUAAUCACUAUGAUAGGAAUUUGUAUUAAUUGUUUUACUAUCCCUGCAUGAUUGUUGAGUGUUGAAAGUUGUGUAAUAAACUAAUUAUA